GUGCCGUGCACGGUCGAGUCAUUCAUUUAUUCCCUGAACAUAUUGCCUGACUCUUAGAAGUCAAGCAUCCACUCUUUGCCAGAGAACCGGUCUUCUCCUCAAAAAGUUAUACAUAUCCAUCACUUGAUACCCAACCCGUAACCAACAUCAUGGUGUCCUUCAAAUCCUUCCUCACUGCCACCACUUUGGCCAGCGCUGUCCUUGCCAUCCCUCACAAUGGCCACAGCCACAAGCACCGCUCCACCCACGUUGCCUCCAAGCGGUCCUCGGGCUCCAAGCGUGGCGCCGCCUACAACUCCGCCUCCACCGUGCACACGCUGUCGUCUGGCGCCUCGGGCAACGGCACCGUCUCGUGGGCGUACGAUUGGAACAUGUACGUCGACGGCAGCCUCCCCAGCAACGUCGAAUACGUACCCAUGCUUUGGGGCUCCAAGAUGUUCACUGGCUGGCUGGCAGCCAUCGAAGUCGCCCUCGCCAGCGGCAGCAGCUACAUCUUGGGCUUCAACGAGCCCGACGCUUCCUACCAAGCCUCUAUGACCCCCUCCGAAGCCGCCACCUCCUACAAGAAUUAUAUCACCCCAUACUCUGGCAAGGCCAAGCUGGUCACCCCGGCCGUGACCAGCAGCACCACUGAAGGCGAGGGACUCAGCUGGAUGAAGUCCUUCCUGUCGGACUGCAGCUCGUGCGAAAUGUCUGUCCUGGCCGUGCACUGGUACGGCACCACGGCCGACGAAUUCAAGUCGUUCGUUCAGGAAGCCAUGCAAGUGGCGGACGACUACGGGCUAGAAGAGACCUGGGUGACUGAGUUCGCCCUGACCAGCGACAUGUCUGCCGGAGGCGAUACGACUUCGGGGGCGGAUUUCCUGGACGAGGUGCUGCCGUGGUUGGACAGCCAGAGUGGCGUGGGACGGUAUGCGUAUUUCAUGUGUGCGGAUGGGUAUCUGCUCAGCGGGGAGGAGUUGAGCGCGAGUGGAAAGUCCUACGUUGCGUAGCUUCCUACCCUUAUCAUCUGCUGUCUAUCUGCUGUCUCUUUACUUGACUAUUAUCGCCUAUGAUACCUUCAUCGUUGUUGCUUAUUUUCAUCUUCUUCUCAAGACAUAUUCCGGGGACGAGUCGCUUGGUGAAACUCGAUACAAUAGAAACCAAUCAAAUCCAAUCCAAUUAAACUUCCAUUACAUCUCAUUUCAUUAACAAUUUUAAUCCAAUUCAUCUAACUCAACCCAA
Molecule: messenger RNA, 1224 nt
Organism: Aspergillus ibericus CBS 121593
Lineage: Eukaryota; Fungi; Ascomycota; Eurotiomycetes; Eurotiales; Aspergillaceae
Product: glycoside hydrolase family 128 protein
Exons: 1
Coding region: 150-992 (280 amino acids)
Biological process (GO): fungal-type cell wall polysaccharide metabolic process
Cellular component (GO): fungal-type cell wall
Source: RefSeq, a predicted model, not a curated record